Messenger RNA from Xiphophorus hellerii (green swordtail), 2979 nucleotides. It is a transcript of the gene cnot7, whose product is annotated as CCR4-NOT transcription complex, subunit 7. The coding region runs from base 768 to 1628 and encodes 286 amino acids. Gene Ontology annotation, cellular component: CCR4-NOT complex. Lineage: Eukaryota; Metazoa; Chordata; Actinopteri; Cyprinodontiformes; Poeciliidae. The transcript has 6 exons. The record is from RefSeq and is a predicted model, not a curated record. Gene Ontology annotation, molecular function: poly(A)-specific ribonuclease activity; nucleic acid binding.
UUCGAUUUUACGUGAUGACGUCGUGGAGGCUCAGCUAUGAUGGCAGCCGUAGGUUGACAUCAAAACGAUACAGAAUAUUAAGUAUCUCAAAGUUAGCGGGAAAGCCCCGACACAAUAACACAGAACACAGUAACAUUUUUCAGAUAGCACACGCGCUAACACACACCUGCCCGGUUAGGGGAACGGUAAGUUACCGAAGCAACGUCCACCUUUGCUGUAUCAAAGUGGAGCCCGGUGUGUGCCUGCGCUGCGACUUCAACUCGUUUGUUUCAUGUUUUGCAUACACUCCUGUUAAAUUGUGACGCUAGCUGUUUAGCUGGGGAGGCUAACAACAGCAUAAACAGCGUUCAGUCCACGCUCCCCACUGGUGUUCAGCGGUUCUGCGUGGAUAACCUCCUAACCGGUAACCUAGCUAGUCAGAGAGCAGCUGUGGAGCCGAGCUAAUGUUUGUUGAACACGUCCCGUUUGACACGCCGCUCUCCCACUGUGCUCCUGCCAUGCUAACGCUCUGCUGAAAUGUGCUGCGAAACAAUUACUGUCGCUGUGAAAUGUAAGAUUUCCUGGCGUUUGUGUGACUUUGUUGAAAAGUCACUGGACUGGUUAUAAAUGGCCUCCUGCUGCAAACCAAAAGUCUUAUUAGUGGAGAGUUUUGGUUAUCUAAGGAAGCUGCAGCUAAAUUUCACCCUGACAUGACAUGUUGUCCACCAAACAGCAGCUCCCUGAAUCACUGGCCUGUAUGUUCUCUGCGUUGUGCUUGAAGCGGCACUAUGCCCGCAGCCACUGUGGAUCACAGCCAAAGAAUAUGUGAGGUUUGGGCCAACAACCUGGAGGAGGAGCUGAAGAGGAUCCGACAGGUCAUCCGAAAAUACAACUAUAUCGCAAUGGACACGGAGUUUCCGGGCGUCGUAGCCAGACCGAUUGGGGAGUUCAGGAGCAACGCUGACUACCAGUACCAGCUGCUGCGCUGCAACGUGGAUCUGCUGAAGAUAAUACAGCUGGGCCUGACAUUCAUGAACGAGCAGGGAGAAUAUCCUCUAGGAACGUCAACGUGGCAGUUCAACUUUAAGUUCAACCUCACAGAAGAUAUGUAUGCACAGGACUCCAUCGAGCUUCUGACCACUUCAGGGAUUCAGUUCAAGAAGCACGAGGAGGAAGGCAUCGAGACGCUGUACUUUGCAGAGCUGCUGAUGACGUCCGGAGUGGUGCUGUGUGACGGCGUCAAGUGGCUGUCUUUUCAUAGCGGCUACGACUUUGGAUACCUGAUCAAGAUCCUGUCUAACGCCAACCUGCCCGAGGAGGAGGUGGACUUCUUCGAGAUUCUCCGCUUGUACUUCCCGGUCAUUUAUGAUGUCAAGUACCUCAUGAAGAGCUGCAAGAACCUGAAGGGCGGGCUGCAGGAAGUAGCUGAGCAGCUGGAGCUGGAGAGGAUCGGACCGCAGCACCAGGCUGGCUCGGACUCUUUACUCACCGGCAUGGCGUUCUUCAAAAUGAGAGAGAUGUUCUUCGAGGAUCACAUCGACGAUGCGAAGUACUGUGGCCACCUGUACGGGCUGGGCUCGGGCUCCGCCUACGUGCAGAAUGGAACGGGAAACGCCUACGAAGAGGAGGCCAACAAGCAGCAGUCGUGACAUCGCCGGAGUCCCCCACCGUCCCACAGUCCGGCACGACUCCGAGGCGGCGUUAUUUAGCUGUCUUUUUUUUUUUCUUCUUCUUCUUCUUCUUCCCCAUCGGCCGCGCCGUUCUCAGACGAGCGAACAAGAAGCGCGGCCGUUCCUCGUCCGCGCCGCGAGCCGCAUGCACGAGUUUAGUCUUUUAUCCCUCGCGAGGCGGCGCCAAGACGACACUCAUUUUGGUUCGGUUUGAGCACGCCUGAAAAGAUGGGAUUUUUAGUUUUCCUCAAGUGUUCUGAAGACAUGUUUUUUGCACUUUACGAAAGAAAAAAAAAAAGCAAGAGAAAAAAAACGAAAGGAGAAGAAGCUCUAACCCCGACUUUAUGCGGGAACGCUGAACACGUUUCCGGUGCGUCUCCGUUGCCUUCCGUGUUCCUGUUUUGUUUACAUCGUGAACACAUCUCCCACCGCCGCGAAAGCAGCUCUCGCCACGCUCGGCCUUAACAAUAGCAGCGCUAUUUUCUUUUAAACCUUUUUAAUUUAUUGCGCCGGUUACGUCGACUAGUGACCCUAUUCAACACUAAGCAACAACAACAAAAUAUAAAUGAAACGGUCCAGCAAUCCGGACGGAUGGAGACGGAGAAGUCCUCGCCGAGUGCGUUUCGCCGACACUUGAAUCUUUUGUUCUUGAUUUGUUCACGUGACGAGAAUGUUUGCAUCGACCUGAAUGAGCUCUGAUUUCACUGUGAGAAACGUCUCCUCCACAUCCAAUCAUUUCUGUCUUUCUUUUGGUUUGUUUUUCCUUGUCGUAGGAACCGCAUGCAUCCAGAUGCUUUUAACUCGGAGGAACGCGUGCCAUUUUUGUGAGUGUGUGUGUGGGCGUGUGUGUGUGUCAACGCUCUCGCUGGCAGUCAGAUGCAUGAGCUCUGUUUGUAUCAACCGGUGACACAAGCAGCCUUUUCCGUUAAACAAACCCAGUAGGACAUGCUGACGUCAACCUGAACUACUCUGCUCGGAGUACGUUUUUCUUUUAUUGUUUCAACGAGAUAAAAGGGAGGGGGAGAAAAAAAAAACCCUGUUCUUCGAAGUGGUAGUUCACACCACUCGAGUUGUGGAAUGCCUCCUUCCUGUGAAGUUGUCCGGUUUCGGGCGCAGAACGGACCGCAUGCGUUUAAAAACGUCGGACUCGAAGCGGACUUGUUGUUCGGUUCCCACAUCCUGCUUCUAGGCGUGUUAAGGUCGUAGGUUAGCGGCUUCAUAUUGACCUCUGCCUCCGAACGUGACGUUGCCCUUCCUUUCCUUUUUUUUUUUUUUGCAGCUCAUCUCUCACACUGUAAAAGAAAAAAAAAAAAACAAUAUGCAACAUAAA